Molecule: messenger RNA, 1191 nt
Organism: Priceomyces carsonii
Lineage: Eukaryota; Fungi; Ascomycota; Pichiomycetes; Serinales; Debaryomycetaceae
Gene: YBN5
Product: Obg-like ATPase
Exons: 1
Coding region: 1-1191 (396 amino acids)
Cellular component (GO): cytoplasm
Molecular function (GO): ATP binding; ATP hydrolysis activity; GTP binding
Source: RefSeq, a predicted model, not a curated record
AUGGCUCCAAAAAAGAAGGUUCAACAAGAGAAGCCCAUACUAUUGGGUAGACCAGGUAAUAACUUGAAGUCCGGUAUUGUUGGUUUGGCAAAUGUUGGAAAAUCAACAUUUUUUCAAGCUAUCACAAGAUCACCUUUAGGAAAUCCUGCAAACUAUCCUUUUGCUACAAUUGAGCCAGAAGAAGCUAAAGUUAUUGUCCCAUCUCCAAGGUUUGAGAAAUUAUGUGAAUUGUACAAACCAAAAAGCGAAGUUCGUGCGUAUAUGACUGUUUAUGAUAUUGCUGGAUUGACUAAGGGAGCUCACGCCGGUGAGGGUUUGGGAAAUAAUUUUUUAGCAAACAUUAGAGCUGUUGACUCUAUCUUUCAAGUUGUGCGUUGUUUCGAUGAUGCUGAUAUUAUCCAUAUUAAUGAUGAGGUGAAUCCAUUUGCUGACUUGGAAAUCAUUCAUGAUGAGUUGAGAUUGAAAGACAUUGAGUUCGCCCAGAAACAUUUGGAAGGGAUUGAUAAAAUCACCAAAAGGGGUGGCCAAUCCUUAGAAGUUAAACAAAAGAAGGAAGAGGCGGAGCUUGUUAAAAGAAUCAUCGCAUUAUUGGAAGAUGGUCAAAGAGUUGCAAAUCAAAAAUGGACCUCUAAAGAAGUUGAAGUCAUCAAUGGAAUGUUUUUAUUGACUGCCAAGCCUUGUAUUUAUUUAAUCAACUUGUCAGAGAGGGAUUACGUUAGGAAGAAGAAUAAGCAUUUAUUGAAGAUCAAAGAAUGGGUUGAUAAGAAUUCUCCAGGCGAUUUUAUUAUACCAAUUUCUGUCUCACUAGAAGAAAAAUUGGCCAAUAUGGAGACCGAUGAAGAAAGGGAAGCAUACACCAAAGAGCUUGGUGCUCAGUCUGCUUUGCCUAAGAUUAUAACUACUAUGAGACAAAAGCUCGACUUGAUUUCCUUUUUCACUGGGGGCCCAGACGAGGUUAGAGAAUGGACAAUUAGACGUUUCUAUACUGCUCCUCAAGCUGCUGGUACCAUUCAUACUGAUUUGGAGAGGACAUUUAUUUUGGCACAGGUAACGAAAUAUGACGACUUGAUUGAGUACGGUGAUGAAGCUAGUGUCAAAGCAGCAGGAAAGUUACUCCAGAAAGGUAAAGAUUAUAUAGUAGAAGAUGGAGACAUAUUAUAUAUCAAGGCUGGUGAAGGUAAAGCUCGUUAG